This is a messenger RNA of Vigna unguiculata (cowpea), 1575 nucleotides long. It is a transcript of the gene CP5, whose product is annotated as Polyketide cyclase/dehydrase and lipid transport superfamily protein. Lineage: Eukaryota; Viridiplantae; Streptophyta; Magnoliopsida; Fabales; Fabaceae. The record is from RefSeq and is a predicted model, not a curated record. Gene Ontology annotation, molecular function: lipid binding.
AUGCCUCUUCCAAUUUUCCCCACACCCACUCUCAUCAUUCCCAUAAUCACCGACCUCGCCGUCUUUAUCACUCCCCUCUGGAUUGCAGUCAUCGUCGGCGUUAUCCUGGGCUGGGCCUGGAAGCCCAAAUGGGCUUUCGACCCAAAACACGCUCUGCAAAAGCUUCGACCCCCUCGCUCCCCCAAUCCCGCAUUCACCUACCCCGCCACCACUACCACCGCCGCCGCCGGUGAGAAACGCGCCACCGGGAAUGCGGUCGUGACGGAACACGAUUUGCUGCACUUGUGGAAGUUGGUUGAGGAGAAAGACGGAGGCCCCGCGUGGAAUCAGAUGAUGGACCGUUCUACCCCCACCAUGAGCUACCAGGCGUGGCGUAGGGAUCCUGAGAGUGGACCGCCGCAGUACCGGAGCAGGACGGUGUUCGAGGACGCGAGUCCCGAGUUGGUGAGGGAUUUCUUUUGGGACGACGAGUUUCGGUUGAAGUGGGAUGACAUGCUUAUACAUGCUUCCACUAUACAAGAGUGUGCUCUCACUGGAGCCAUGAUGGUGCAUUGGGUGCGCAAGUUUCCCUUUUUUUGCAGUGACAGAGAGUAUAUCAUAGGGAGGCGAAUUUGGGACGCUGGCCAAAUUUACUACUGUGUCACUAAGGGAGUACCUUGCCCCUCCAUGCCAAAGCAUAACAAACCUAAACGAGUUGAUUUAUAUUAUUCAAGCUGGUGUAUUCGUCCAGUCAAAUCAAGGAAAGAUGGCCAGCUGACUUCAUGUGAAAUAUUAUUGUUUCAUCACGAAGAUAUGGGCAUACCCUGGGAAAUCGCUAAGCUUGGAGUUCGACAGGGUAUGUGGGGAGCUGUGAAGAAGUUUGAUCCUGGACUACGAACAUAUGAGAAAGAAAGGGCUUCUGGUGUACCAUUAUCUCCCUGUGCUCGUGCUGCUAACAUCAACACUAAAAUCAGUAUGGACUACCUUAGUUCUCUGGAAAACUCGACCACCGAUUUGUUAGAGACUGAAAAUGAAGAUUCUUCUGACAAACCAGUUGGGAGGAACAUACCUAAGCUUCUAAUUGUUGGUGGAGCCAUUGCUCUUGCCUGCACCCUUGAUCAAGGACUACUAACUAAGGCAGUUAUAUUUGGAGUAGCCCGAAGGUUUGCGAAAAUGGGAAGGAGGUUGUGACAUAUUAUGCUUUUGUCUUUCAGAAAUGGCCAUCCAAUUUCCUCUUGCAGUGGAAUUAGAAGUUGAGAUGUUACUUCUUGCGUUGGAGCUACUACUGUUUAUUGUGGAUCUAGUUGGCAGCCACGGUUCAAGAGGAUGGUAUUAUUCUUUCUUCAUUUGUUUGAUCUUCGAGGCAGCUUUUAACUGGAAAUACGAAAUAGGAACAUUGUAUCUUUAUAUCAUUAAAGAUUCUGGAGCUGCAGGAAUAACAUCAUAUCCAGGUUUUUCUUCAGUUCAUGUCCUUUUAUUGUUUGCCUUGGCCGUAUGAUUGUAUAUCUCAUCUUUUUCUAGCGCUUGGUUUUGAAAAAUACAGUGAUCAAGGUAUGGUAGCUUUCAAAAUUAUAUUGCAUGAAUGUUUAUUCUGCC